Molecule: messenger RNA, 3187 nt
Organism: Pangasianodon hypophthalmus (striped catfish)
Lineage: Eukaryota; Metazoa; Chordata; Actinopteri; Siluriformes; Pangasiidae
Exons: 4
Coding region: 551-2143 (530 amino acids)
Source: RefSeq, a predicted model, not a curated record
UUUUGAUUCUAAAUAUCAAGCCUCAGUAUGUUGGUAAAAUCAAGAACAGGAUCAGUGCUGGGACUGAACUUCGGCCUUAGAAGAUGACGUCAAGCGAUUGCAUGAAAAUGGAAGAAAGAGAACAAAGAUGAGAAAAAGAUCGAGAAAAUGUCAGGGUCUGAAAUGGUCCUUUAUGUGCAAACAGUUUGUUUCACACUCUUGUCAUAUAUCAUCGUUUCAGCUAAUUUGCUAGCAGGAACCACAUUCAAUUUCUGGACCUUCAAAGGAAAAUAAAUCUUGCUAGCAUAGCAUGAAGCGCUAAUGAAAAUCUGAUGGCGUAGGAUUCCAUCCAGUCUUUUCAUCACUCUGUGCUAGCAUAGCACUCAUUGCACUGUGCUGACAUGUCAGGGAUGGACAACACUGAUGAAUUAUUUUCAAUCAGUAAUAUGAAACAGCAUGUAGAGUUAUGCAAAGUGCACUUCAAUCCUUCCUCUGGAGUGACAGAUACUUCUCCUCUCUCUCUCUCUCUCUCUCUCUCUCUCUCUCUUUAGUUUUAGAUCUUCUAUGACUUAUGAGAUGCGUAUGCCCUCGAGCCAUGCAACAUCCGAGUGACGGCAUUCCCUGCAGUCGGAGCUGUACCUCCAUGUUAUGGUCCUUCUCUGUAAGUCAAGGACUUCACCUUCAUGUUUCAGACCAGGCGAGAGGCUCGAAUCCCAAAGCGCUGAGGAAAUAUGACUUCAGAUUGCUGACUCCUUCCACUGUAGGCACUUUUCACAGAAGAGGCCUUGCAGGGUCAGGAAUGCCGUCCUCAGUUACUCAGAAGAAUGGGUCACUCAUGGCAUGUGGAAAGAGGUGUGUUCUGUCCCUGAGACCUGAGCGCUGUGGCAAUAAAGCUGAAAAUGAGAAAUCCAAAGAAGCUGAAGAGAACGAGAGAGAAGAGAGCACCGCUAACAGAAUCGUGGAUGAACACAGGAGAGCAGGCGAGGAGAAAAAGAGAGCACAGAGCGGUGUAGUGAGGACGAGAGUGAUGGUGACGUCGGACGCUCGACCCUCCACUGCUCCGGCACACACUCUGGCAGGACGGAGUGACGUUAAUCCGCUCUCACCAGGAACUCCAGGUUACAGGAUGGUGUGGAGAACCAGUGAAAAUGGACACCAUGACACUCUGGAUUGCACCUCGACUGGAACUCCUGUUCUUCACCUCUAUCUGCCCAACUACCACACUGACACCAGGAAAGAAAUGGACGAGGUGUUGGACGUCGAGGCAGACAGACAGGAUGCUGACACGGAUCGAAAAAACAGGGAGAUUCAAAUUCAAGAACAGCUUGAUGUGUGGAAUGAUGGAAAUAGAAACUGUGACGUUACUGGAGGAAACAGACCACCUGAUGACGUGGAAGACGUCAUUACAGUGGAGACAAGAAGUGAGCAAAAUCAUAAGAUGGAAGAAGAUGACAAAGAUGGAGAAAGACAACGAGGCAGCCGGAAUGAGCGUAUUGAAAAAGAAGAGAAUGAACAACACGGUGUAAGAGAGAAUAGUUGUGACAUCAGCCAGGAACCGAGCGAGGAACGUAGCUCCGUAGAAGAAGAGGGACGUUCUGGAAAGUCAGAUGAUACACCUCAACCCACGGCAGCAGCACAUCAGCAUGUUUUAGAGGAAAGACAGAAAACAGCAGCUACAAAGCUAAAAUCUGGAGCUGCUCAUGUCAGAAACUCAGAAACCAAGAUGACGAGGAGGCUGACUCUCCCAGCGCCGGCUUUAUCGUUCCCCGGCCCACCCGCACGCACACACUCUUCACCCUCGCCAUGUGUGCUGCCGUCGUUUUACGGCUCCUCGUUUGGCCAUCGCAUCAGAGCGCCUCAUACGCCCGAACGCCACGGGGCCAAAACACGGCCCACUGAAAUCGACUUUGACAAAAGAGCCAUAAAACCUGCGACUGAAAGACCCCCGAGCUUGGAGUGGAGAGGAAGUCGGCACGUCUCGAAAAUGGACUCCAGUGGAAUAACCGGUCCCCGCCCUAAAAUAACGAGCUCUGAGUGGUGGGGGUCUCUGUCUCGUAAAACCAAAACCACCAAGACGUUCGUGUGGGGGCCUCGGGGGCCUCAGGAGACCAAGAGUGUGUGUGAGCUGCACACUCGAACCAACAGGUGGAGGGGUUUGGACUGAUGCCGAGGUUUGGCUGAACACAGACCCACAAACAUGUUUGCGUUAUCCUUAUUGCCAUGUUCUGGUUUAUUAGUGUGUUUAUGGUAGCUGUGUUAAUUCAACAUUUAUGGUAGUUAAUUAAAAGUACAUUUGUCAUGCAUUAACAUUAAUAAUGAAUAGGUGUAGGGUUGCCAAGGUCGUGAUUUUUACACAUACAAAGCUGCAGGUGGAAAAGCCGUUUUUUGGGCUAGUUUAAAAAUGACAAAGAUCUUGUUUUAAAGCAAAUGUUUACAAAUAAAUCAAGUCAAAUCAAUCAAUAAAUCAAAUAAAUCACUCUCCACAAACAUAGGCUAUGACAAACAAAGGGAAAGUGUAAGAGCAAAGUGACAGCGUGUCGAUGAUGUCCAGAAGCAUUUCUGUGGCAAAGAUUAGGACAAGGAAAGGGAGAUUACGGAGUGGAUAAUGUCUGUACUAGUUAAUGAUUAAACUUCGUAUUGCUGAUAAUGCAAAUGAGAAAUGCGUGCGCACCACAGUGACCCUGUUUCACAUGCAAAAGGCUGAGAAAAAGAAGAAAAAUGUGUUUCCCUUUAACAACGGGUGAACUUUUUGGGUUACUUUCAGGUCUUUUGUGUGGUUUUUGAAAUUUUGCUGAGAUCUGGCAACCCUGAACAGGGUGUAAUAUUGGUGCACAUUGAUUCGUAAUGAAAAAUCGUUUCUGCGAGACUUGCGGCUAUAAGACAGAAAUCUUGCUGAUGGAGAGAGCUAAAGUUUUAUCUUCUAUGUUAUACGCUAAAUGUCAAUGUUAACAGUGAAAAUCCCGCAGGAGCGCUAGCUGAAAUUAACGUUGCAGAAAGCUGCCGUGAGCAAAUGAUUAAAAAAAGGUCAUUUAAGAGAAUUACACACUGCUAUAAUGAGGAAAUUAAACAGAAAGUACAAAGGGAUGUAGGAAUUUUGCAGAAGUCUUUUUUCCUAAAAUGAAUAUCAGCAGUAACAUUACUAACAGUUUAUACUGUAUGCUAUUAUAACAAGUAUGAAGAUUGAGAUCAAAUAAGUCGAUAUUUUUGU